UGGCAUCCUGUGGCAGUCCUGCCCUGAGGCGCAGCAGGGAAGUAGUCAGAGGUCCUCUUGGUUUUCAAACACAGAACCUCGGGGAGAAUGGUCUGACGUCAACUCCGAAGUUAAUAAGUAAAAGUCUGUGAUCAGUGGUGAACCCGAUGAGUUGCUAUUCAUGAGAGGGAUACACUUAUAGCUGAAGGAAGAAGCAGAAGCGAGUGAAGGAAGGAACAGCAGCCAAAGAAGAAGAAGGGAGGAUGAGAACCCGACUAAAGAUGUCGGGUUUGGUGAGAGUGAUGGUGAUGGCAACACUGGCCGCUCUGCCCAGCCUGAGUUCGGCCCAGUGCUUCGGCGGGACAAUAACCAUGGAGAAGACAGUCGGUGUGGACUUCAACGAGAAUUCGCAGCCCCUUUUGGCCAAGCAGGACGCGGCUGUGACGAGCGAAUGCACGAGCAUCUGCAAGGGAACGCCGGGCUGCAAUGCUUUUACUAUUGACUACAGCACCUCGAGUUGCAAAUCCUAUGACAGGACUUCGAAGGACCGACGCCGAUCGCUCAUUCCCAAGCAAGGGUUUAACUUCUUCGAGAAAGUGUGCCUUCGCGGAGUCGACUACAACCAGCUGUGCGGCCAAGAGCGACUAUGGGCCUUCGAGCGCGUGUUAGAUGCCUACCUGGAUGGUUUCGAUAACAAGACCAUUCCCAACGUCGAUAACAGGGCCGAUUGUAUGAAGUUCUGUCUGGUUGAGACGGAGUUCACUUGCAGAUCCGCCGAAUAUGACAAAAUCAGGAAACUCUGUCAGCUGAGCAAAGAGGACAGGAGGACUCGACCCACCGAUUUCAUUUCUGCGCCCGGGUCCGCCGUCGACUAUCUGGAGAACCAGUGUGUGCGAUCCCUCCCCGACUGCCGCUAUGAUGUGCAAAACGACGUGAUGGUCAUUUCAAUGGACUCGCUAGAAUUCGCAAACGUUCAGAACGACUGCCAGAGCCUUUGCGACAAGACAAGGUUCAUGACGUGUCGUUCUUAUACGUUCGAUUCCAGGGAAAAGAGGUGUUAUCUCUCUGGCGAUGAUUCUGUGUCUCUCAACAAGACUGUUUUACCCAUCAAGGCGGGAGUUGUAACAGGAGAGAAGCAGUGUACAGUCAGUCAGUGCGAGCGCGACCAGGGCACGAUCAUCUACGAGAAAAUCACAGGUCAGACCGUGAGGACAGCGAGGGAAUCGCUCUAUAACCUUGACACUUCUCCCGGAGGCAUCUCAGAGAAAUGCGCACGGCAAUGCAUGGACGACUCAGGAGAGUGCCCCGCCUUUGCCGUCGACUACAUCAACACCCGCUGCUUCAAACUCGACCGUAACACUCAAGGUCGAGUACAAGAUAUCGUCGAGUCCCCGGGGAAGAGUUACUUCGAGAAGACCUGCGUGAGAGCGACCUUACCCGCCCAGUGUCGAGGAAGCACGUGGCAGUUCGAGCGAGUGAUUGGGAAGGAACUGCGCGGAUUGGAUGAUCAGGUUUACAAUCUCGUGCAGAGUCGUAGAGAUUGCAUCGAGCGCUGCCUGCAGGAGACGGCCUUCCAGUGCCGAUCCGCGGAGUACGACAGCACGGAACUCACCUGUCGCCUGAGCAGGAGAGACAGGAGGUCGUCUCCCUUGGAUUUCGUGGAUUCCGUGUCGCCGACGGUGGAGUACCUGGAGAACCAGUGCGUCCCUGUGGACGAUACCUGUCCUUACCAACGCACCGACAGUGCCUACCCUACGUACCUGGAUGUCACUGUUGAGAAUGUAGUGUCCGAGUUACAGUGCCAGAGAGAAUGUACAAAUUACAGAUCUUUCAACUGUCGUUCUCUCGCCUUUAGACCAACCGGAUCCCAGUGCUUCCUCUCUGGAGAUGAUACAAUUUCCGGCGGAGGGGAAGAUGCCAAACAGAACCGUCCAGGCACCAUCUACUACGAGAGAGACUGCCUUGGUGGAGGAAGUGGUGGAGGAGGAGGAGGAAUCGGAGGCGGCGGUGGGGGAAUUGGAGGCGGCGGCGGGGGAAUCGGAGGCGGCGGAGGAGGAAUUGGAGGCGGAGGAAUUGGCGGCGGCGGCGGGGGAAUUGGAGGCGGCGGAGGAGGAAUUGGAGGCGGCGGUGGAGGAAUUGGCGGCGGCGGCGGGGGAAUUGGAGGCGGCGGAGGAAAUGGAAUUGGAGGAGGUAGUGGUGGUGGCUCUGGUAUUGGCGGAGAAACAAAACACACAUGGGAUGCUGAAGCAUAUCCCAAGGGUCAGAGUAAUUUGCUGCAGUCUACCCAGAAGUCUCAGGUUGGAGCCGUUUUCUAUGUUGAGACCCCCGUCCCCCCAAUACACAGCUUCAUUUACACUUUAAAAGCACCCUUACGAAAGUACCACAUAGACAUUCGAACUGGCGGCGUUUACGGUAUCCAGUCCUCUGUUGGUGGCGGGGAGUGUGCUUGUAAGACAUUCAAAGACCCUUGGAUAAGGAAUCGAGUAGCGUAUCUUGUCCGCAAAGUACUGAGUUGUUCACCUUUACCGUCUCCUGGGGGUCCUGGUUCGUUCUUUACCACACCUCCAGGCGACUUCUUGUUCCAAAUAGAUCGCUGUUCCCUCGGCGGACUCACCUACGAGAAAAUCACCGGCUAUGAGCUAUCGGGGGUGAGGUCGGAGAUCCUGACUUCGAGUGUGACUCCAGGCAUCACCGCCGAGUGCGCCCGCCUCUGCGCCAACACGGAGAACUGCAUGGCCUUUAACCUGGACUACAACAGGGUGGAGUGCUAUUCCUUGGACACGCCGGCCGCUGACGCCCCCACCAACCUCAGGACCUCCAGCGGCGUCGCCUACUUCGAGGGAGUGUGUUUGAGGAGUGGCGGAUGUGGCCUCCGCUGGACCUACGAGAGAGUGCCAAACUACGAGCUACGGGGCCAGGAGAGAGACACCUACAGUGGCAUCAGCAAAUCCGAGUGCAUGGAGAAGUGCCUCGAUGAGCGCCGUUUCGUCUGCCGGUCUGCCAGCUACGAGUACUCGCGGCGGCUGUGUCGGGUGUCGGAUCAGAACCGGUUCUCUGCCCCGGCGUCGUUCCAGGCAGCCCCCAACGUGGAUUAUAUGGAGAACCAGUGCGCGCCAAAGCCAACCGGCUGCCGCUACACGAACGACCAGCGGGACCGUUUCCUGAUCUACACGACCAAAACCGUGACGUCUUUCAGUAACGAGGAGUGCAUGCGAGCGUGUGACGUCGAGACGGAGUUCAACUGCCGUGCAUAUUCGUUCAUGAGUGCGGCUGGUACUCCCCGCGACCAGUGUUACCUGAGCGGAGACACGGGUACCAACGCUGGAAACAAUGCAUUCCAGUUCAGGUCAGGUGCAAUGUUUGCCGAGAAGGAGUGCACUGAUUAUGCAGGCACUGGAGGCACUGGCAAUGGAGGUUCUACUGGCGGAGGAUUCGGCGGAGGUUCAGGAGGAUUUGGUGGAGGAAGUGGAGGAGGAGGAUUUGGAGGCUCUGGUGGUUUCGGCGGAGGAUCAGGAGGCUUUGGAGGAUCGGGUGGAGGAGGAGGAGGUUUCGGUGGAGGCUCAGGAGGAAGUGGAGGCUUCGGUGGAGGAGGCGGAGGUUUCGGAGGCUCGGGAGGAAGUGGAGGCUUCGGAGGCUCAGGCGGAAGUGGAGGCUUCGGAGGCUCAGGCGGAGGAGGCUUCGGAGGAUCUGGAGGAGGAGGCUUCGGAGGAGGCUCCACUGGCAGCACAGUGCUGAACUGCCGAUUCUCGACAACUUAUGACAAGGUGAUGGGCGUCGAUCUGCGAGGCGCCAGAGAGGAGAUUCGGGCACGUGACCAGCUGGGCAUCACCGUCGACUGUCUGAAGGAGUGCGACCGCCGGAGGGACAGGUGUCUUGCGGUCACCCUCGAGACGUCGCCCUCGACCGCGCAGAGGUGCUACGCCCUCGAACGCGCCGCUGGAUCCGACCCGAGUGUGCUGACUUCAGCCCCUGAGGUCUCCUACUUCGAGAAGGUCUGCAUUCCGGAAACUACUUGCGGAAAAGCCUGGACAUUCGUUCGUGUGAUUGGCCACGACUUGCGCGUCAAUGGGCGAAUCCUGAACAACGUGCCAACGCGAGAGGAGUGCCAAGCCGAGUGCCUCCGUGCCUCUGACAUCCCCUGCAGAUCUGCGGUGUACGACUUGCGCCAACGUACCUGUAAGCUGAUGGCCGAAACCAGGAGAACGGAUCCGGACAAGUUCGGCUUCAGGUCACGUGAUCUCGAAUUCCUGGAGAACCAAUGCGCUCCCGACCCGCCCAACUGCGACUACGCUAACUACGAGGGUCGAUUCCUGCCUUAUUUCGACCGCUUCUUCACCAACGUGUUCGACCCGGCGGAGUGUAAGCAGUACUGUGAUAGCGAGAGGGACUUCGCCUGCAGGAGUUUCAAUUUCCAGUCUUUCAGAAGAGAAUGUUCACUGAGUUCAGACGACACGUUCACAGUCGGGGGCCAAAAUGCCUUGCAAGUCGAGAGGGACUAUUUCUACUCGGAGAAGGCUGCGUGCAAGACAGUGAAAGUCGACUGCACGCCCACGGACAUGGUAGUGACCUUCAGCUUCGGCACGGCCUUCGAAGGACGCAUUUACGCCACGGGGAAUGCGCAGGCGUGUUUCGAGAUGGGGAAUCGCCAGACGCAGGUGUUCUUGAGGUUACCGCUGGGAGCUACUUGUGGAACGCAGGAGGAGGCUCCGGGCAAAUUCGUCAACACGGUGGUGGUCCAACAACAUCCUCUCAUCAUGCAAGAAUCGGACAGGACGGUCAGAGUGGAGUGUUCUUUCGAGGCAGGAGACCAGACCGUGAGCUUCGCCCCCCAGGCUGGUGCGGGCAGGACAGGAGGAGGCAUUGAUAUCAACGCCGGCUUCAGACCCGUAGGCGAUUCGGACAUCAUCAGCAACACCGCCCCCACGCCCACGGUCCGCAUGCGCAUCUACAAGGCCACGGGGCAGGAGGCCAACAACGUCGACCUUGGCGAACUCCUGACGCUGAAGAUCGAAAUGGAACAGACUUCCGCUUUCGCCAUCUUCGCCAGGAAUCUCGAGGCCAGGACGGAUAACGGGGAGAUUAUGACCCUUAUUGACAACAUUGGAUGCCCCCGCUACCCCAGCAUCUUCCCAGAACUCCAGGUGGAGGAGCGAACCAAGAGCCUGUUUGGCAACUUCAAGGCUUUCCGGUUCCCGUCCACCGCCAGAGUCAACUUCGUGGCCACCAUCCGGUUCUGUCAGGAACGUUGCGAACCGGUGUCAUGCGGAGCCGGAGUAGUGUCAUACGGGCGCCGCCGCCGCCGGGCAGCGAACUCGACCUUCUACGACAGCGAGUCCAAGGCCUUCCACGAGGACGACCUGGAGGACGACGAGCUGGUCCUCGAGCUGGAGACGGCGGGCGCGACGACGGAGGACGCCUUCACCCUCAGCGUCACCGCGGGCGGCGCGAGGGACGCCACGCUCGUCGACGACCCCAUCGACGCGACUCGAACCACCAGGCGCUCCACCUCCUCCUCCAGCAGCUCUCGUUCCUCCAGGAGCACGUCGCCCUCCACCUCCACCUCCACCUCCACCUCCACCUCCACCUCCACCCAGAGGUCGGAUGUGGAUGACCUGGAGGAGGAGGAAGAAGUGCCAGAGGAUAUUCCUGUGGCUUUGUCGCUGGUUGUCGGCGAAGAUACGAUGCCUGAAGGUUGGGAUAAACACGAUCGUUAUCGCUAUCGUGACGAGACAUAUGUUGCAGACGACUACGUGUGCACUCCCACCUCCACCGUGAUCGCUGCCGUACUGACGCUGCUGGUUCUCCUGUGCGCUGUGUCCGGCGGUUUUGUGUUCUUCUACCGGUCCAAAAAGCGCCAUUGGCAGAAAAUGGGCAGUUGUGAGCCUUUCCCCAUUCCACCACAGCCAAAGAGCCAAUUCUACAACAGCCCAGAAGUCAUGUUCCGUGCUGCAUACGGAGGUUUCCCUGGCCAGUCCAACAUGGCGUCCAACAUGGCGGCUUUUGGCACUCCUCAGGCACUCUCUCCCAUGCACGAGGAAUCACCGCAGUACAAGGAAUAAAUAAGCAGAGUGUAAGAAAUAAAGAAGAGUAAAACA
Messenger RNA from Penaeus monodon (black tiger shrimp), 6074 nucleotides. RefSeq lists its product as uncharacterized. The transcript is spliced from 39 exons. The record is from RefSeq and is a predicted model, not a curated record. Bases 243 to 6038 code for a protein of 1931 amino acids. NCBI's taxonomy places the organism in Eukaryota, Metazoa, Arthropoda, Malacostraca, Decapoda, Penaeidae.